UCUAUACAUACCUUUGAUGGAUCCCAAUUUUGUAUCAGUUAAUCAGUAUUAGAAAGCUAGAACAAAGGGGGAAAACCACUUAAAACGUGUGUAAGAAGCUACUGAAGUAACAAACACCCAAUGGAGGAAACAUUUGAUAAUACAUACAUGCGGGAGAGAAAUGUUUGAAACUGUGCAUGAUAUAAAAGCAGAAAAGAAACAAAAUAUAAAAAUACUUGAAGUGGAAAAAAGCUUUAAAUGUGAUUCUUGUGAUUUUUCAUCUCAAUCAAGUAGUAAAUUGAAGAUUCACUUAAGAAUACAUACAGGGGAGAAACCCUUUAAAUGUAAACUUUGUGAUUAUGCAGGUAACCAGAGAGGGAAUCUAAAGAAACACAUGAGAAUACAUACAGGGGAGAAACCUUUUAAAUGCAAUUUUUGUGAUUACGCAGGCAGACUAAAAGGUACUUUGAAGUGUCACAUGAUGAUACAUACAGGAGAAAAGUGCUUUAAAUGCAAUGUUUGUGAUCGUGCAUUUUACGUAAAAGGUAAUCUAAGGAAACACAUGAAAAAACAUACAGGAGAUAUUAAGAGAUUUAAAUGUGGCCUUUGUGAUUAUAGAUUUAAAACAAAGUGUAAUCUGAAGAUACACGUACAGAGAAAACAUACAGGAGAGAAACCCUUCAAGUGCAAGAUAUGCGAUUAUGCAUGUGUUGAAAGCACUCACUUAAAGGGCCAUAUGAGAAUACAUACAGGGGAAUAUUUAUUUAAAUGUAAAAUGUGUGAUUAUGCAUGUUACCAAUCCAGUAAUCUGAAGAGACAUAUGCUAAAACACACAGGAGUGCGAAGCUUUAAAUGUGAUGUUUGUGAUCAUGCAUUUUACACAAUUUAUGAGCUAAAAUUACAUAUGGAAAUACAUGCAGGAGAUAAAUAUAAUUGUGAUAUUUGUGGUUCUGCAUUUAGCUUGAAAGGUAGUCUGAUAUCACACAUUGGAAUACAUGUAGGGGAGAAACGAUUUAGCUGUGAUUUUUGUGAUUAUGCUGGUUAUAAGAGCCAUCAUCUGAAGGAGCAUAUGACAAUACAUACUGAAGAGAAGAGCUAUAAAUGUGACAUUUGUGAUUAUUCCUGUAACUCACGAGCUUAUCUGAAGACACAUAUCAAAAUACAUACAGGAGAGGCAAGGAUCUUUAAAUGUGAUGUUUGUGAUUAUUCAUGUCACCAUCGCAGUAAUAUGAAUAGACAUAAGGCAAUACAUACAGGAGAGAAGCGCUUUAAAUGCAAUGUUUGCGAUUAUGUGUGUAAUGUAAGAAGUUCUAUGAACAGCCAUAUGGCAAUGCAUACAGGAGAAAAACGCUUUAAAUGUGAUGUUUGUGAUUGUGCAUACCAUGAUGGCAGUGGUCUGAAGAGGCAUAUGGUAGUACAUACAGGAGAGAAACCUUUUAAAUGUGAUGUUUGUGAUUAUUCAAGUAAUAAAAGGUACGUUCUGAAAAGACAUGUGAAGAUACAUACAGGAGUAAAAAGCCUUAAAUGUAAUAUGUGUGAUUAUGCAUGUCAUAAUAGCAGUAGUCUGAAGAGGCAUAUGGAAACACAUACAGGAGAGAAACGCUUUAAAUGUGGUUUUUGUGAUUAUGCAUGUAAUGAAAAAAGAUCUUUGAUUAAGCAUAUAAAACUACACACUAGAAAAGAAAGUAAAUAACAUGUCUGUCCUUAUACAUGUAAUUCAAGCAGCAGUUGCAUCAAAAUGCAUAUUCGAAAGCAUAAAGAGGAGAAAAUCUUUAAAUGUGAUGUAUGUGAUCGUGCAUUUAUUGAAAGGAGUAAUCAAAGGGUACAUAUGAAAAAACACGCAGGACAAGAAAUUAUCAAACUAAGAUAGCCAAUAAAGCGGUCUUUGGUACGAUGUCAUAUGAAAAAACAUACUGGAAAGAAAUAUGUAUGUGUGAUUUACUUAGUUAAAUCAGAAAUAUGAGAACACAUAUGAGAAAAUAUUUUGAACAUGAUUUAUGAUUAUGCAUGUUUUAUAUUCAAUUAUGUCUCUUCUAUGUUUCCCUGAAUGCGUAUUUUUUUCAUAGGUGUAUUAAGGACCACACUGUGUGUUUUGUCAUAAUUUCAUUGAAUGCAGACUUGAAAAGAACGGGACGUCUUACAUGAACACAUGUGCAGGGCAAGUGUUGUCCAAAGCAUAACCUCUCUGUGUCUCUCUAAGUUAAAUAGUUCUCAUCUGAUAUUCAUCAAACAUGCUGACAAUGUUCGUGGGCAUACCUUAGCCAAGUUCGAUAACCACUCAAAUCUUUUUGAACAGUCUUGGAAUAUGGCCAUUGAAUUACUAAAAAAAACCUGCAAAUUUAACAUUGACUGCUCUCUAACAUGUCUAUGUCAAACAGUUUUUCUUGCGAUAUUUACCAAACUUGCUGACAGUGUUUGCUGAAAUAAUAUUUCAUCCAAGUUUGGUACCUACCCAGAUGGCCCUAGGAACUCUUGGAUUAUAGACUUGAAUCAGGCUAAGUUUUAUAAAUGGCGUAUUAACUAUUUUGUGACAGUCUGGCAAUUUUGAUAGUGACAUAUUAUAGACAAUCUCUUUAGAAAGGUCAUAAAUGUCUGAAAAUCAUGGUUGUGAAAACAUUGUGACAAAUAUGAAAAACGAGUUAGAAUUGAAUUCUUGAUCACAUGCCCGUUUUAAAUUUCCUUUCUAUCAUCUAACUGUUAUAAGACUUACAAUUCUUGCUUCUUUAAAACAUUUUUACUUGUAUCAUUUCAUGGGUCAUAUAAAACAAACUUGAAUAUAAUAUUUUAUCUGUCGAAAACUCAGAUAUUAAAAACAACCUUUUAUUCUCUGGUUUUUAACCCUUACCAUACAGGACAUGACUGAUUCUGCCUUUGC
Messenger RNA from Mercenaria mercenaria, 2854 nucleotides. Its product is annotated as zinc finger protein 665-like. Gene Ontology annotation, cellular component: nucleus. The record is from RefSeq and is a predicted model, not a curated record. The transcript has a single exon. NCBI's taxonomy places the organism in Eukaryota, Metazoa, Mollusca, Bivalvia, Venerida, Veneridae. The coding region runs from base 161 to 1672 and encodes 503 amino acids. Gene Ontology annotation, molecular function: RNA polymerase II cis-regulatory region sequence-specific DNA binding; DNA-binding transcription activator activity, RNA polymerase II-specific. Gene Ontology annotation, biological process: regulation of transcription by RNA polymerase II.